Molecule: messenger RNA, 5785 nt
Organism: Chroicocephalus ridibundus (black-headed gull)
Lineage: Eukaryota; Metazoa; Chordata; Aves; Charadriiformes; Laridae
Gene: NFATC2
Product: nuclear factor of activated T cells 2
Exons: 11
Coding region: 171-2951 (926 amino acids)
Biological process (GO): cytokine production; regulation of transcription by RNA polymerase II; calcineurin-NFAT signaling cascade
Cellular component (GO): transcription regulator complex
Molecular function (GO): DNA-binding transcription factor activity, RNA polymerase II-specific; transcription factor binding; RNA polymerase II cis-regulatory region sequence-specific DNA binding
Source: RefSeq, a predicted model, not a curated record
AAUUUUUUUCUGCUCCCCUCUAACUCCUCUCCACUCGCGCUUGGAAGGAUACCGACGGGUUUCGCGGCGGCUGUGGCACUCCGGGCUCCUUUCGGCAGCCGGCCAGCCCCGGGCGAGCCUCCCCUCCCGUCCCCUCUCGCCCCGCCGCUGCCAGGCGGGCCCUGGCCGCGAUGAGCGCCGCCGCCCCGGCUCCGGAGCCCGACCCGCAGGAGGGGGGGCCCGGGCACGGCCCCGGCCCGGCCCGGGAGGGCAGCCCGCAGGAGGAGUUUGACUUCUCCAUCCUCUUCGACUACGACUACCUGAAGCCGAUCGAAGAAGAACCGACUCCACAUAAAACCAACAGCCCACCCUCUGGAGUUACAUACGCUCAUGAUGUCUUGGACUGUGGCCUCAAGCCAUGCCCCCUGCCUUUUUCUAGCCUUUCUGCAGAUCCCAUGGGCAGAUAUGGACAGCCAGAUAGCAUAGGGACAACACCUACACACCCUGCCAACGCUGCAGGGGCCUCUGCUCCGAGCCCUAGGAUUGAAAUUACUCCAUAUCAUGAACUGAUUCAUUCAGGGGGUCCCUUCCGCAGCAGAGACACAGAUGUUCUUUUGGUAGAACAUCAGUCAAACUCAGCUACCACUAGCCCAAGGGUUACCCUGCCUGUCCCUGGCUUUGAGGGCUACAGAGAACCACUGUGUUUGAGCCCAGCUAGUAGCGGCUCCUCUGCAAGUUUCAUUUCAGAGACAAAUGUAUCUCCUUGCACAUCACCAUGUGUUUCACCAAAUAAUGGUCCUAGUGAUGACCUUUGUCCACAGUUUCAAAACAUCCAUACUCAUUAUUCUCCUAGAACCUCUCCAAUAAUGUCACCACGAACAAGCAUCACGGAGGAAACCUGCUUGGGACGACAUUCACCAUCACCCUGUCCCAACUCAAGGUCUUCAUCACCAGGUGCAAAACGGAGGUACUCUUGCACUGAGCUCUACAGUACUCAGCUGCCUUCCACUUCUCCACGACAGUCAAGGACCCCCUCUCCACAGUCUUCUCCUCGCAUCCCCUUGAGAGAAGACAACUCUUCAGUUACUUACACGCAGUUGCCCAGCGCUUCUCUUUCCAUGGAUGCUAUGAACACCCUUCCUACGGAUCCUUCCUGUGGUGUUCCCACGAAAAUUUGGAAAACCAGCCCUGAUCCUUCAUCAAUGCCUUCCCACAAAAACAGCAUUCCGUGUCACGUCUUUCAGACUGUUGACUUCCACGGGCCUUGUGAGCAGGAGGACAGGAGAAACUCAGCCCCAGAAUCAAUUUUGUUGGUACCUCCAUCCUGGACAAAGCAACUGGUGCCUGCAAUACCUAUCUGCAGUUUGCCCGUCCAGUCGCUGCCGCCCCUUGAGUGGCCGCUCUCCAGCCAGUCCGGCUCCUACGAGCUGCGCAUCGAGGUGCAGCCGAAGCCCCACCACCGGGCACACUACGAGACGGAGGGAAGCCGAGGGGCCGUCAAGGCACCAACUGGAGGCCACCCUGUCGUCCAGCUUCACGGUUACAUGGAGAACAAACCCUUGGGUCUUCAGAUCUUCAUUGGGACAGCAGACGAACGGAUACUUAAACCUCACGCUUUCUAUCAAGUCCAUCGCAUUACGGGAAAAACCGUUACCACCACCAGCUAUGAAAAAAUCAUUGGCAACACCAAAGUUCUAGAGAUCCCACUGGAACCCAAAAACAACAUGAAAGCAACCAUCGACUGUGCAGGGAUUUUGAAGCUGAGGAACGCAGACAUCGAGCUGCGCAAGGGAGAGACAGACAUUGGCAGGAAGAACACCCGCGUCCGGCUCGUCUUCCGCGUGCACAUCCCCGAGUCCAAUGGCAGGAUCAUUUCUCUGCAAGCAGCGUCAAACCCCAUCGAAUGCUCCCAAAGAUCUGCUCAUGAACUUCCGAUGGUUGAAAGACAAGAUAUUGAUAGCUGCCUUGUUUAUGGAGGGCAACAGAUGAUCCUGACUGGACAGAAUUUCACAGCAGAGUCCAAGGUGGUGUUCACAGAGAAAACAUCAGAUGGGCAGCAGAUCUGGGAAAUGGAGGCAACAGUGGACAAAGAUAAGAGCCAGCCUAGCAUGCUUUUUGUAGAAAUACCAGAGUACCGUAACAAGCACAUUCGCACAGCUGUGAAGGUGAAUUUCUACGUCAUCAAUGGGAAAAGAAAAAGAAGCCAACCCCAGCAUUUUACCUAUCACCCAGUACCAUCAAUCAAAACAGAGCCCAUUGAUGACUAUGAUCCAGCCUUAAUCUGCAAUACAGUACACAGUGGUCUGGGAACAGUAACACAGCCUUACUAUUCACAGCAUACAAUGGUCACCGAAUCCCCUUCCUGUCUUGUGGCCACUAUGGCUCCUUGCCAGCAGUUGCGCUCAGGCCUUUCUUCUCCUGAUUCUCGAUACCAUCAGCAGAAUCCGGCCGCUGUAAUAUACCAAAGAAGCAAGAGCCUUAGCCCGAGCCAACUGGGCUACCAGCAGUCCAAUUUGAUGGCUACACCAGUUGCUAUUUCAGAUGCCCAUAGGUCAGUGCUGGUGCACGCUGGUUCUCCAGGCCAAACUUCAGCAGUGCUCCACCACUCUCCAGGCAACCAGCAGUCUUCUCCAGUGAUUCACUAUUCUCCAACCAACCAGCAGCUGAGGUGUGGAAGUCACCAAGAAUUUCAGCACAUCAUGUGCUGUGAAAAUUUUACAUCCAAUGUUGCAAGAUCCAGCCAGCCCCAGGUCAGUCAAGCACAAAGGUUAAGUCCGACUUCAUAUCCUACCGUGAUUCAGCAGCAGACAGCCUCAGGCCAGCGAGCAGCAAAAAAUGGACCACCGGUUAGUGACCAGAAAGAAGUGUUACCAGCUGGAGUCACUAUUAAACAGGAACAGAAUCUGGACCAAGCAUAUCUGGACGACGAGCUGAUAGACACACACCUUAGCUGGAUACAAAACAUUAUAUGAAAAAGAAUGACUGUGAUCUUUGAUCCAAGCAAUCAAAAAGAAAGUUAACGAAAUUAUCAGGAAGGAAUUUUCUGGACUCCCUGCCAGAAAUCAGACAUAGAAGAGACAACUUUUACCGAAUCCUUCCAUAACUGACCUCUUAGAUCCUUCCAAUGCCCCUGCAACCUCACGCUUCCUUAACUGUUCAUCUCAAGGCACCAAUUCAAUGCAAGGAACAAUGUAUUGGCAUCGAGCUGACAGCCUUGACUAAGCAACUCGCCACCUCUCUCUGUAAACAUCGAGAAGGACACCCUUCCUUUCGUCCAAAGACUGUAUUGUUCUCAUAUAACAGAGCAUCUGUCUGAGGAAACUCUUCAAGCCUGCUGCAAAAUAUCUGUCUAUGUAUCGAUCUAUCUUGGUAAUAAGGGAGAAGUGAGAUGUCACUCCUGAACACCGCACAAAGCAAGGGAGGUUAUAUAUUAGUGCUUAUUUGGGUGGGGUGGGAAACGGGGGAAGAAAGAGUAAUAUAUUCCAUAAAAGAAUAACGACGUUUUGCAGUUUGCUAACAAUGACUUGCCCUCCAGGUCUCAAAGCACUUUUGAGACAUUUUAUCGUUGUAGGAAACUGAGGCAAUCCAAGCUUGCUCAGCCUUUAUCCGACCUGGGAUCAAAAGCCAUUUCUUUUUUCUGACUCUGAGCACUGUGAUCAGUGUUUCAAACAGUAGAUGUCAGCUGAAUCCCGGAGUUUUCUUCAUUGUUCUUGUCAGACUGGAUAGGAAUUUGAAGGAGAAGGAUGCUCACAGAGAACCAGUGAAAAGAGCAAUUCCGCAGUUCUAGCACCUGUCCCAAGGUAAAAGAGACCCAGAUAAAACAGAGAUUAAUAUAUAGGAGUCACAGUAAAUCCAAAGAUUUUAUGUUUGAUUCGUAUUAAUAUUUAGUCAGUGUAUGAACACAUCUUAGAUAUUUUCUCUCUAAUAAAUUGUUGCUGUUUCUUUUCAUAUAGAACCUGCUAUUGGCUCAUAACUUAUCUCAUUUAGCAGCUGUAACAUUUAACCACACAAGCUGCAGAGGAAAAGACUUGCAUCUUACAGAAACCAUAUGUUCCAGAAAAAGUAUACACUUACUUAUAUUCACCUUGUCUCUUUAGCUUUGCAAAGCUACCAGCAAUUUCUGGAAAGGUGAAAUUUCCACGUGAGUUAGUAUCUUUGUUAUGUUUUGCUUCAUGUGUUAGAAUAUGCUGUACUGCCGCAGGCUUAUCAUGAUAAGAGAUAACCGCUGCCACCUGCAGUUGUACAGCUAGAAAGUUUGUAACAUUUUGAUGUGUCAUUGCUACCACAGUGUGAUGAAAAGGCAUUGUGAGUGGAUAAUCAAUGUACAGUAAAAAAUAGCCGUAAUAUUGUAGGAGAUAUGUAGUAGUCUUUUCUGGUUUUGUAAAUGAGGAACACGAUAUUUUUAAGAGUGCAGAGCCUGAUCUCUGUUCUAGAGCACAGUGAAUCUAUCCUGUUCUCAGUUGUUUCACAGUAAACUUUGCUAAACACCAACGUGUCCGCAUGCUCACAGCAGGAAUUAGGUUACAUGAAUAUAGCAAACCUGGAGAGCAGCUGCAUAAUUGGUUCCCCCAUAUUGCAAGAAAGAUCUUGCACAAACCCUGCAGAGUAUGUGCUCAGUUCAAGAGGAAUCUUUUCAGGUGUAUUGAGAAGAAUGUAUUUUCUGUCACUAAAAGCUGGCACUUUAACUCUGCAAGAUCUUCAGUUUUAGAGUUAGAAGCAUUAGACUUUCCAGAACACCUGACCUACGUCUCACCUAUAACCUUGGACAUUAAUAACGCAUUAAUGACAGUAAUAAUGCAGCUUGGGGAGUUUGCCUCUUUUUUCCCCUUGAAGUACUGCUAACACACACUGGCAGCAGUAGUGUAAGACAGCGAGUGAGUGGUAGCAGGCAUUGGUCCACUUUGUGAGAUUCAAACCUUUUGUCACAAAACGAGUCCCCUGUAUCCCAUUUCAGCAACACCAAAACGUCACUGGCCAAGAAUGCCUCAUCCUGGUGCCCAUAUUGUGAAUUCCACAUGGUGUGUCGGUACAAAUGUUGAGAUAGCCAAGCCUCAGCCUGUUACCUGCAGCAGUGAAAAUGGCCUUUUUUAUUACUACUUUUACAGAAACAAAACUGAAGCUGGGACUAGCUGAAAUGACUUCUCUGCAGGGGAAUUAUUGAUUGUUAAACAGCCCUUGUAUAGAACUUCGACUGGCUUACAUGCCUCAAAUAAGCUAUUUUGGAUUGCUUUAAAACUGCCAGUUUGCCAGAAUCUGACACAUAUUAUGGAUUUUUAAUGCACUCUGAUGUUUUGGACAAUUUUGAAAAAUUCCUCAGCACAAAAGUUGCCUGUCAGAGCUCUUUGAUGCAGCUGAGCAAAAGAACAGACUAACCACGUCUCCCAGUUUCACAGAAUUAACGCUUGGAAGUACCAAACGUGGCCAUCUGUUUUUUCCCUGAGCCAACCUGUAAAGUAUAGGAGAAAUUUUAAAAAAAAAACAACCACAAACCAAAAUCCCAUUCACAGAAAACGAAAAAUCCCCAAAUAACUCAGAGGAAUUUUUCUCCUGCUGGGGAUUUUAAAUAAAAUAUCAAAGAAGAACAUGAACUACUUUUCAAAUCUGUAGACGCACUGACGUAGUCUAAAAAUACUGCUGCUUAUUUGGUGCUUGUCCAUAGCAACUGCUUGUCAAUAGUCUUCUGUAUACAGCUGAACGGCUGCUCUCAAAGUCAGAUACCCGCUCACCAAAUCCACCAGCAACCUUCUCCUGCCAUGAGCCACUGCACUAUGCAUGUCAUGAUGCAGACUGAUUUUUUUUUUUUUUU